Molecule: messenger RNA, 2995 nt
Organism: Musa acuminata AAA Group (dessert banana)
Lineage: Eukaryota; Viridiplantae; Streptophyta; Magnoliopsida; Zingiberales; Musaceae
Exons: 1
Coding region: 1526-2260 (244 amino acids)
Source: RefSeq, a predicted model, not a curated record
CCUACCUCGCCUGUGCAAGUCUGAUCUCAUUCAAAGAGGAAGUUUCCUUCAUAUUUCUUCCACAGGAACCGGCAUGCCAUGUGGAAUAGAACGUUGGCCACAGUUUUCCCUCCAUGAACAAUCUCUUAGAGAAGAAGAAGAAGAAGACGAAUGACUACUGCUACAUAAUUCUCCCCCUUCGUACCUGAAUUAAUAGCUUGGAUGCGAGUUUGACGUUUAACUGCCGAUCGGGUGAGAGUUUGGAUUCCACAAGACAGAUCUUGAGUUGAGAGCGUUUGUCCCCCAGGUGUUCGAGCAAUUGAUUGACUCAUUGGCGUCAGGGCUCCAUCCGGCCCACAUGAUCGAAUCAUUAGCCAGUGAAGAAAUGAUGGGCUUGUCACAGGUCUGAUGCUCGGCUCAAACCUGCUCUGCCUCUCUUCCAUGUUCGUGGCAAAGAGAAACCCCACGGAGAUCCAGCUUUUUCUAGGCAGUACCGUCAAUUGUGUGGCAAGAAUAACUCCACUUAGAACCUGCUCUCGGAAGAGAUGGCUGCACAUAUGUGUCCAUAUCCACCCAGCCUGACAAGUCCCCGAGUGCUCGACACAGCUGCUGCGAUCCCCCCCACCCAAGACCUGCAUCAAGCAGUGGAAGUUUCAGAGCACAUGUUAUCCAUGUCAGAACACACCGUUUCUUCUCGUGCAAUGGCAGUAACAGUAGGGUAAAAAACCUAGCGGUAACAGCGCCCAACUCUGUUCUUAUUCUUCUGAUGACUCGUGGACGCAGCCAGGUCCACCUGGUCUGACUCAGUGAGUUAGCCACUCGACUGUUGCAUAAAGAAAGGCCGCCGACACGGCGAUCAUCUUUGCUGCCAUAUUACCGCCCACUCUGUCAACGCCUGUCGUAUCAAAUCUCUGCUUUCGAGAUUUGCCAUCUGCGCUCGUCCCAUUGGAUCCAAAAAAGCGCAGAGAAAGGAAGGCUUGCGGAGCAGUAGGAUCUAAUGCUGGCGCCAGCGGACUUGAAUGAGUUGCUUGGGAACAUUAGCAGCGACGACGACCGACGACGGACGGCGUUCUUGAGGUCGGCUUUCCUUCGAAAUGAACAGAUAAGGACGUUGUGUAUCUUUAUGCCUGUAGCAGUGUUUGAUUGACUGGGGCACCAGAAGUGUUGAAACUGGCGACGUUGUGCUCGCAAGUGGUAGUUGUGUGACCACCUACUCCAUGGAUUAAAGAAACAUGGCCGAUCCAUCCUUGUCGUUAUAGUACCUGUAGUUAUGGGACGGAACGAAGGGGAGUCGUGGCAUCAGCCGUAAAUAUGGAUGCCGAUAAUGGCGUUUGGAGAGCGGAGAGCCGGCCCGCCGGUUCAUGCGGUAACGGGCCCCAUCCCGGUUCGGUGAACCGGUGCCGGCUCGACUCGGUUCCUUCUGUGGCCUAUAAAGGAAGGAUUUGGCGAGUUACGGGAGAGGGCGGAUUCGAGUGAAAGCCGAAAUCUUCGCGCCCUCUCUGUCUCGCUUUGUUGAUACAAAGACGAGAAGAGCGGACGGCGGAGAAUGAGGGGCGACCGGGGAUCGACGGCGGAGGAGGCGGUUCCAUGGUGGGAGAAGGAAGUCGCAGCGGCGGCGGCGGCGGCGGCGGCGGGGGAUGACGAGGAAGGGUGGAAGUGCCGGAAACAGCACGUGCAGCCCCUUUACGGAGUCUGCCCCUCCUGCCUUCGCGAUCGUCUCCUCCGUCUCUGCCCGGACUGCGCCAACGUCCGCCCUUGCGGUUGUUUCCCCUCCUACUCCUCGUCGUCCUCCUCGUCGUCCCUUUCCUCCGCCGAUCUCGCCAGAUCCGGAGGAGUAGGAGGCGGAGGAGAAGAGCGUGGGGGCGUUGGGAUCGGAGUGGUGGGUCCAGUAUCGCGGCUGAUGGAUAGCGAACCGGCCUUCCGGCGGUCCCGAUCGGUGGGGUUCCAGCUGCUCAGGACGAGAUCGGUGGCUUCCGCCGCUUCCGAAGUCGGCAACGUCGCGCAACCGUCUCCUCCGUCUGGAGGCGGCAAAGGGUGGGCUACGUUCUGGCCGUUCUCUUGGGCCCUGGGAAGGAGGGCAUCCGCGGAGACGGCGGGGGCGAAGCUGUACAGGUCGAGGUCGGUGGCCGCGGGGCGCUCGCCGGAUGCGAGUGGCGGCCGCAAGGUGGGGAGGGGGAAGGGGUCUCGGAGGUGGCACUUCCCGAGCCCGAUGAAGGUAUUCCGACGCCAGAAGUCGACGAUGAGGGUAGUUCAAGAGCGGUCACCGUUGUGGCGGGGGUGAGAAUGACCACCCUCGACUUAGAGAAAAGAGGUGCGUAUAAGGAGAUUCCUUUUAGCCUCUUGAUAAAUGUCGGCUAAUCAUUAUUACUAUUGUCACCGCCGUCUCAUAUUUUUGCGUUUUAUAAAUAUAAUCAAUUAAUUAGCACGGAUAAAUGAGAUAAUAAUCAGGUCCGUGGGAUGUCCAUCAGACGGUUAUCAACCGCACUGAGGAGGGGGAUCGGGAUAGUGUAAAUAGUUUGGGUUUCUUAGGGGAAAGUGCCAACGGAGGCCCUUCUUUAGGGAUCGCACGUGCAGGGUGCGUCCGUUGGUGCACGUGACGACGUCGUCGCCUCUCACGUUCGUCCCAUCGAACGAGGCGCGACGAUUGGGCUGUGGUCGUUGGCAACCACGAUGGCGACAACUGACACGGUCCUGCCACGUCGAGAACCGCCAUUGCUGCCAUGCUCUGCUUCCGGUCUGUGCCAAACAGGGAGCGUCUCCGCAGGCACGAAGUUUCAAACGGCCCGAGCUCGGGAAGGGCGCUGAGAAUUAUUGUUAACGACGGAAUGAAAAGAGAGGAGAGGGGUCUCGUUUAUUCUUUCAUUUGGAGAUGGAAAUAUUGGUACCGAACCAUCGGUAAAAGUAGGUGAUGUUGUCUAUUUUCCGUGGAAUGUUGCUUAUGGAUUUCCGUGUUCGACAGUAACUAAUGUAAAUUUCCAGUUGUUCAAACCAUGCAAUACUUUUAGUUACAUCCAUA